Molecule: messenger RNA, 3673 nt
Organism: Caenorhabditis auriculariae
Lineage: Eukaryota; Metazoa; Nematoda; Chromadorea; Rhabditida; Rhabditidae
Source: the annotation of a GenBank genome assembly
AUGAAGGAGUUGCGUCGCUUCGGCGAUCAGCACUACGAGAAGUUGCGGAAGGGCUGUCUGAAGAGCGGCCAUCUCUUCGUCGACACCCUCUUUCCUCCGACCAACGGAUCUCUUUUCCUCGAAGAAGGCCGCAGUUCCGACAUCGUCUGGAAGCGACCUGCGGUGGGUCCUAGAAGAAUAUUAUUUGGUCAAUGAGCAUUUUCCUUUGCUUGAGCCAAAUUUUUUCUCGCUCAAGUUCAGUUUUUUUUUCUUUUCCUACUGAACUUAAUGUUGUUUUAUGCACUCAUUGUCAAAAAAAAACUGAUUCUGACGCUAACUAAAUGAUAAGUUCUUAACGAAAGCUACAAAUAUUCAUUGCUCCGAGUUUACCGAUAGAAAUUUGACUCGCAAACAUCGAAUACGCUUCUGACUCUUAACGUCUUUAAUUUCAAAAUUUUUACCUCUACGCCUUUAAGGAGCUUCAUGAAGACCCACACUUAUUCGUUGAAGGAGCUUCUGCAAAUGACGUCACACAGGUUUUUAUUUCGAAGCGCAUUCGACGAUGUUCGGGAGCUAUUUUUAGGGAAUUCUGGGUAACUGUUGGUUUGUUUCUGCUUGCUCCGCUUUGACGCACAACCAAACACUUCUAGAUAGAGUGAGUUUGCUAUUUUACAAAUAUGUAAAAAAGAAAUUCCUCAGGUUAUUCCUUACGGCAACGCCCAGGAGUGGAGUCCGAAAAACCGAUACGCAGGAAUUUUCCGUUUCCGAUUUUGGAGAUUCGGCGUUUGGGUCGAAGUCGUCAUAGACGAUUUACUGCCAACUCGGUUAGUGAACCCUUAACUAUCUCUUAUUGUUUGCCUUUUCAGAGACGGAAAGCUCCUUUUCGCUCGCUCUAAAACUCCAAACGAAUUUUGGUCAGCGCUUCUUGAAAAGGCGUUCGCAAAGUACGUUCCGCUACCUCCUCCUUAUCUUUUUUUCUUGAAUCAAAAUAUGAGUACCAAAUUCAGGUUGUAUGGAUGCUAUGAAAAUCUGGUUGGCGGCCAUUUGUCGGACGCUUUGCAAGACGUUUCGAGCGGCGUUGCUGAAACUCUCAACGUGAAGAAAUUCUUAAAAGAAGUUGGUCUUGUGCUCUUUCUUUUGAGGUAUUGGUGCUUUUAACGAGUGAAAGUAAUUCCAAAAAAGCUCCUUCCUUCCUAACUUCGGUGUUCAAAGUGAGGAACUUCAGGACAUUCAAGACAAAAGCGGAAGACUGUACGACAAUUUGAAAACGGCGUUCGAUAAUGGGGCCUUGAUCGUUGCAGCUAUCGCGGUUCGUGUUUUGAUAUUGGAAUGUACAAAACAAUAAGAGAGCCUUGAUAAUCUUGGCGUUGCCAGGCUCGAACGAAAGAAGAGAUCGAAGAGUCUCUGGACUGCGGCCUGGUCAAAGGGCACGCCUACGCAGUGAGCGCCGUCCUCUCCAUCGACCUCAACCGGAUUCCCAACAGGAGCAGCAUUCGGUGAGUCUCACGACAUUUCUGAGCUUUUCGGGCGCUUCCGGACUUUCUCAAGCUUCUCAAUGUCGUCAGAGACAUAUAAUUGCAUUGCCACCCCGCUGAUCGCAUGUUCAGCUCGUUGUUGCUUGGGUCCAAGGAGAAGCAAAAGCUGAUUCGGCUUCAGAAUCCGUGGGGAGAAAAGGAGUGGAACGGCGAGUGGAGCGACAACAGUUCUGAAUGGCUCAAUGUUCGUUUUUCUGUCUCCAGGGAUUAUUCAUACAGUUAUCUCAGGUCUCCGAUGAGAAAAAACUGGAGCUCAAUGUCACAGUUGACGAGGACGGCGAUUUUUGGUUGGUUUUAGAAUUUUCUUUUCUUUUCAAAAAAAAUCUUUUCACUAUUAGAAAGAAAAAGGAAAUUUCAGAUGUUCUUAGACGUGCUAUUUUCUAGUGCGCAGGUGAAUUGUUAUAAAAAAGAGUUUUUAGGACUCGAUUAAAGAUUGAAAACUCUAUCUUUUUCCUCACAGAUAGUUUUAAUACGGGACAAAGGACCUGUAGAAAAUGCUUGCAACUUUGACGGUUAAAAUAAAAAUCGCACAGGAUGCCGUGGGAAUCGUUCGUCUACUACUUCACGGACAUUUCGCUGUGCCAAUUGUUCAACACCAACAUAUUCUCCCUGUCGAAAAGGUACCAUGAAGAAGUGGUGCACGACGAGUGGACGACGCACGGAAAGAAGAGUGGCGCUCCCGACGACCGCGCCGGCGGCUGUCUCAACUUCCCGGCCACCUUCUGCAACAACCCACAGGUGAUUCGUGUCUUCAGAAAUUUUUUUUCCUCAUUUCAUUCCUCUUGAGAAUGAAUGAAUGACAAAACAGGAAAAAUACUGAAAGAAUCAAGAGAAUGGCUCUUUCCUUUGAUAGUUCUAUAGAAUUAGUCCAGCUUUCUUUGAAACAUCAGAACAGGAACUUUACGAACAUUCUGUAAUACUUUUCGCCCUAUUUAUGUCUUAUCAAACUUUUUCUUAAUCUGAUUUCAUCCGUUUCUGUUCAAAAAAUACUAUUUCACGUUUUUUAUUUGUAUUUAACGUUGUGAUCUGCACACAUGCACUCCUGGGCUGAUGGAUGAAGAUAACCUAAUACUAAUGUCAGUCUCUCUUCAUGAUUUAAUGAAACAUUUAAACUUUUUGUUUUGACUUCUUUUUUUCAAGUCUUCUGCAGCCAGAUGCUUGACUAGAAAAACCUACACUCACUGAUCAGUUUCUGACUGCUUACAGUACUCUUUCGACGUGCCGAUGGACGACUGCGAGAUCAUGUUCGCUCUGACUCAACGAGAAGUUUCCGAAGGGAUGAAGAAAAGAGAGCCUUACGUCACGAUCGGCAUGCAUCUCAUGCGUGUUGAGAACAACCGCGUCCACCGAGUCCAUCAGGUUAAUCUUUUUUCUCCCAAAAGAUAUUCAACAACAUUAUCGAGCUAUGCAGGCGAUGCAAGCUGUCGGGACGUCGGAAUACGCAAACGCCCGGUCUGUAUUCUUGCACCUGAGGUCGUUGGCUGCUGGCAGAUACGUCCUGAUGCCGACGACCUACGCUCCUCGGGAGCAGACCAACUUUUUGCUCAGGAUGUACUCUGACCAGAAAGUCAGACUGACACCACUAACAAAGGUUCGUUCCUCUGCAAAUCGAGGAAUCCUUGACGACUUCAGCACUCUCCGAAGCUUGGUUUGUUCGGGUGCAAAUCUGCACAGAGCGUCACUCGCAUCACGAUUCACGGCGCUGCUCUCGACCUUGCAACAGACGGUAUGACUUCUUCAAGUUCAACUGAAUCCUCAAAAAAUUCAGGAGUGCGAGCGUAUGCAGUGCUUAUUUGCAACGGGAAAGAAGUAUCGAACGGCGACUUCUUUGCCGUCGAAAUCUCCCAUGUGGAAUGAACAAUUCGUCUAUCACAGGUCGGUAGUAGCCCUUUAUGAAGAAAGAAAAUUUCGAAACUCUUUGGACCUUGUAAAAAAGACGAUGCACGUGUUGCAGGAACGACCAGCGACAAAGCUAUUUGGUGGAGGUUUGGGAGGAUCGUCAGAUGGCCCGAGAUCAUCUCAUCGGCCGCGCUCCCAUCGUCGCUCUCAUAGACAACGAGAAUCGCCAGUCCAAGUAUGAGCUCCUCGACGACUCCCGUCGAACCACCGCUUCUGUCGAUGUCACUGUCUCCGCCUUCGACGACCCUAUGUACCUCUGA